Molecule: messenger RNA, 3819 nt
Organism: Alligator sinensis (Chinese alligator)
Lineage: Eukaryota; Metazoa; Chordata; Crocodylia; Alligatoridae
Product: integrin alpha-D
Exons: 30
Biological process (GO): integrin-mediated signaling pathway; cell adhesion mediated by integrin; cell-matrix adhesion
Cellular component (GO): integrin complex; external side of plasma membrane
Molecular function (GO): integrin binding
Source: RefSeq, a predicted model, not a curated record
GGUGUGCGUUCCAGACAACUGGGAUGUGCGUGUAUGUUUGUGUGUGUGUGUCCGUCCCGGAUGCUUGGGUUCUGCCUGUGUGUGUGUGUGUGUGUGUGUGUGUGUCUGACUGUAGCUGUGUGUGUAUGUAUCCCAGAUGCCUAGGUUCUGUGCAUGUGUGAUGUGUGUAAGUGCCCUGGAUGCCUGGGUUGUGUGUGUGUGUGUACACGUGUGUGUGUCUCUGACAUUAGCUAUGUGUGUAUGUAUCCCAAAGGCCUAGGUUCUGUAUGUGUGCAAUGUGUGCAAGUGUCCUGGACGCCUGGGUUCUGUGAGUGCAUGCGUGUGUGUGUGUCCUGAAACCCUUUAUCACCUCCGCAGCAACCCUCCCUCCCCAACCCCCCUCCAAAACCCAAAGCUGCCUCCCAUCCGCUGUCACUUCCCCUUCUGCAGUCACCAGCUCCCGUAAGUCCAGCACUGAGCGCCAUGGACCCCCUGGCCCUGCUCCUCUGCCUAAGUGCAGCGCUGGCGUCCUGCCACGGGUUCAACGUGGACGUGGAUGGACCCAUCUCCUUCCAGGAGGCAGCUGUUGGGUUCGGGCAGAGCCUGGCAAUGAGCGCACAGGCUGGGGGGCUGUUUGUGGGGGCCCCGCUCCACCGAGGGGGCAUAAAUGACACCGGCCGAGUCUACAAGUGUGACCCGCGGGCCCAGACGUGCCAGCAGAUCCGCAUCCCGCGGCCCCCUGACGCUGUGGACAUGUCUCUCGGGCUGUCUCUGGCAGCCACCGACUCCCAGGUCCUGGUGGGUACCAGCACCCGACAAGUGUGUGGUUGUCAGCAACAGGCCCCCAGAGGGUAACUGGGCUUUGUCCUUACCAUCCUUCGCCCCUUCCCAGAAUGCCCCAAACGCCAGACGGACAUUGUCUUCCUCAUCGAUGGCUCGGGCAGUGUCAACGACGUUGACUUUAACAGGAUGAAGAGGUUCAUCAUUGAGGUCAUCGACCGUUUCGAGAGCACCGAUACCCAGUUUGCCCUGGUCCAGUUCUCCUCCAGCUUCCGGGUCCAUUUUGACUUCAACUCCUUCAAGAGGACAUCAAACGUGGAGACCCUGGUGUGGGACGUCAUGCAGCUCCACGGGGGGACCUAUACAGCCAGUGCCAUCCGCAAAGUGGUGAGGGACGUGUUUGUAUCAGAUCAAGGGGCCCGGGCCAGUGCCACCAAGAUUCUCAUCGUGAUCACGGAUGGGGAGAAGACGGAGGGAUUGAGGUACAGGGAUGUCAUCCUUCAGGCAGAGAGAGCUGGGAUCGUGCGCUACGCCAUCGGGGUUGGCAAGGCCUUCUCGAGCCCAGGAGCCCAGAUGGAGUUGAACGAAAUUGCCUCGGACCCAGAUACGGAGCACGUCUUCCAAGUCAACAAUUUUGAUGCCCUGCAGGGCCUCCAGAGCCAGCUGCAGGAGAAGAUCUUUGCCAUUGAAGGCACCCAGUCCCAGAGGGGCAGCUCCUUCCAGCUGGAGAUGUCCCAAGAGGGUUUCAGUGCCCUGCUCUCUCCUGAUGGGCCUAUACUGGGGGCAGUUGGCGCCUAUGACUGGUCUGGGGGGCUCUUCCUCUACGAGGCCAUUGGGGAAGCAGCCUUCAUCAACGUGUCCACAACCAGCGGGGACAUGAAAGAUGCCUACCUCGGCUAUGCGGUCCAGCGGGUGACCUCCAAGAAGCGCUGGGGCUAUGUGGUGGGGGCACCACGAUACCAGCAUGUGGGAAAGGUGGUGCUGUUCUACCGGGACCCCCAGAGUGAGGCCUGGAGGGCCGAGGCAGAGAAGACUGGGGAUCAGAUUGGCUCAUACUUCGGGGGCUCCCUCAGCACCAUGGAUGUGGAUGGAGAUGGCAACACCGACCUCAUCCUCAUUGGAGCCCCCAUGUACUAUGGGGAGGGAAGUGGGGGCCGUGUCUUUGUCUACCCCAUCCCAGCAGAGAGGGCGCCGCUGCGGUGUGACGGGGUGCUGCGGGGGCAGGGGGGCCAGCCCCUGGGGCGCUUCGGGGCCAGCCAGGGGGCGCUGGGGGACGUGGAUGGCGAUGGCCGCGCCGACCUGGCCGUGGGGGCCCCCCUGGAGGACGGUGCCCAUGGGGCCCUCUACAUCUUCCGCGGGCAGCAGCGCCACCUGCGCAACCAGCCCAGCCAGCGCAUCACGGGGACCCAGGUGUCCAGGGGACUGUGGGCGCUCGGCCUGACGCUGAGUGGGGGCAUGGACCUGACAGGUGACGGCCUGAAGGACAUCGCCGUGGGUGGCCGUGGGCAGGUGCUGCUGCUGCGGUCACGCCCGGUGCUGCAAGCAGCCGUGACCGUGACCUUCGCCCCGACCACAAUCCCAGUGACUGCCUUCGACUGCCAGGGCCGGGAGCAGCUGGACACCGAGGCUGCCACCACCCGCAUCUGCUUCAGCCUCCGCCUGAGCCUUGGCCAGCGCUUCCAGGGUGGUUCCAGCUGGGGCCCCUUCCACUAUGAGCUGGCACUGGACCCCGGGCGGAUACGGGUCCGCGCUGCCUUCAAUCCUCCCCUGCCUGCACAGUCCCUGUCACUGCCUGUCAGUCUCCAUACCAAGUGCCAGGAGUACCGUGUCCGGCUGCCUGUCUGCCCUGAAGACACCCUGACACCCAUCACCCUGCGCCUGACCUACAACCUGACUGGGAUCCCCAUCCCCGGUGGCGGCCUCACCCCCAUCCUGGCUGAGGACACGGAGACGACAGUUGUAGCCUCGCUCCCGUUUGACAAGAACUGUGGCAGUGACAACAUCUGCAUGGACGACCUGCAAAUCGCCUUCAAUUUCUCGGGCCUGAGCACCCUGGUGGUGGGUGACACCCGAGACCUCCAGAUCAUGAUCCGGGUCCACAACCUCGGGGAGGACUCUUACGGUGCCACCCUGCGACUCCUCCACCCAGCGGUGCUGUCCUACCGCAAGGUCCAGGUGCUCCAGGCCAGCAGGGGGGGUGUGGCUGUGCGCUGCAGCUCGCCGCUGGGGGGCCAGGCGGAACCGCAACGGAACAGCACCUGCCUCGUGGGCCCACCUAUCUUCCGUGCUGGCACCCAGGUCGUCUUCGCCACCACCUUGGACGUGCCUGCCACGGCUGAACUGGGCGACCACCUGCAGAUCUUGGCCACCACCCACAGUGACAACCGUGGCCCCGGGAGCGAGGGCAAGAGCCAGAGCGUGGAGCUGCCCGUCAAGUACGCCAUCCACAUCAUCGUCACUGGUAGUGAGACUUCAACCAAGUAUGUGAAUAUCUCCAGCAAUGAGGAGGGGGCCAGCAGGGUGGUGACUCACAGGUACCAGGUCCAGAACCUCCGCCAGCGCAGCCCCCCUGUGUGGGUGACCUUCGAGUUCCCCGUGGCCAUGAAUGGGGCCCCCCUGUGGGUCGCUGAGGUCAUCCCCUCCCAGCCAAUCAACUGCUCUGACCUGUCUGGGAUGCCUGGGACCAAGGACGUGAGAAAGGAGAUGGAGAAGAGCCCCCUGCUGAGUUGUGCUGUGGCCACCUGCCGGCGGGUGCGGUGUGAGGUCCCAGCCCUGCACAUGGAGCAGCCCCUGGAGUUCAUCCUGACCGGCAACGUGACCUUUGGUUGGUUCUCCCAGACGGGGCUGGACAAGGUGACACUGGCGAGCGCGGCCGAGGUGGGCGCAGACCCAAGGCGCUUCCACCAGCAGGGAGCGGCGCAGUUCCAGGUGCAGACAGUGCUGGAGCGCAUCGGCACCUACAACUAUCUGCCCGUCAUCCUGGGCAGCUCCAUCGGGGGCCUCAUCCUAUUGGCUGUCAUAACUGCCGCUCUCUACAAGGGGAAGAUGGGCGAGGGCUAA